GUCAGCCAUUUUAGUUACGAUUUGGGCGAGAACUAUAUAUUCUUAGUUGUUUUAUAUUGUGUUUUUUGUUCUAGUUAUGUAGAAAACGACCUUAUAACAGAAUAAUGGCUGCACUUUCAAGUGGCCUUCAUGAUAGACUUGGAAGUGUGAGAAAUGACAUAUCAGAUCAAAUGGAAAACUGUGUGUUUUCAGGAGAUCAUCUAGUUCAAAGGACUGUUAUUGUACAGAAGGAUGAAAAGGGUUAUGGCUUGACAGUGUCAGGUCAUAACCCAGUGUUUGUACAGUCAAUAAAAGAAGAUGGAGCAGCUGCAAGAGUGGGUGUGCAGGAAGGAGACCGGAUAAUAAAAGUGAAUGGAACUUUGGUUACCCAAGCUAAUCACAGUGAAGUUGUGGAGCUUAUUAAAUCUGGAUCCUAUGUAUCCCUUACAUUACUUGGGAAACCUUAUGGCCCCAACAAUAGGCUUUCUGGUGGUAUUCAAUCCAACAGUCUGGUGGCAAAUCAUGGCUAUGGAGCACCAAAUAAAGUAUCGCCACCAUUUGAGAGAAUUACUGGACCACAGCCAGUUGAUGCUGAAAAGCAACAUCAGUUGAACAAAGAAAAAAUUCAUACGAUUAAGAAAAUGUUAGACAAGGAAGGGCGAUACUUAGAGUUACGUAGAAAUUCAUUUGUAGAACAACCUGAUACUGAAGAUGAAAAAAGAAAAGUUCUAGCUCAUGGAAUGAAAUUUAGUAUUCCAAAUAGGCUUAAGUUUGAGGAUUCUUUUGUAGGAUUUGAGCAGUUUUUCCAAUUAUAG
Limulus polyphemus (Atlantic horseshoe crab) is the source of this 794-nucleotide messenger RNA. Its product is annotated as rho guanine nucleotide exchange factor 12-like. NCBI's taxonomy places the organism in Eukaryota, Metazoa, Arthropoda, Merostomata, Xiphosura, Limulidae. Gene Ontology annotation, molecular function: G protein-coupled receptor binding; guanyl-nucleotide exchange factor activity. Bases 105 to 794 code for a protein of 229 amino acids. Gene Ontology annotation, biological process: G protein-coupled receptor signaling pathway. Gene Ontology annotation, cellular component: cytoplasm. The transcript has 8 exons. The record is from RefSeq and is a predicted model, not a curated record.